AUGUUUGCGAAGUUUAUGAACAAGAAGGAUUUCCAUCCAGGCUCAAAAGCCAACAUCAAAAGGGUAAGGCAAAAGCUGGAACCAAUGUUGUGGUAAAGUUCAUUUCACAGCAUCGUUUUUUUUUGCUCGUGUCUACAUACCCGGCAGCCGGGAACUGUUUUCAAAAAACUAGAUACCCGGCAGUCAGAAAUUUUGACCAAUUUUCUCAAAAUGGCUCGUUUAAUUCCUCUAAGAACAUAAGAUAUUUGUUUAGAAAUGUCAAGCGAUUAUAAAUAUUGCCUUGAGUUAAAACUAGAAGCGACUGUCGAGCUUGGGCAUAGAGUGAAAUCUCAAUGUUUUCGACACUUAGAAAAUAUUCAAGUUCUGACACACUAAGUCAACUCCCGAUGAAUAUCCACAGAAAUUAUCAACGAAACCUCACCAGAGUAUUUAGUGUUUGUUCAGAAAUGCCAAGUGAUUCUAAAUAAAGGUUUUCGUAUUGUUGUGGACAAAUUCUCCGCGCUUGCAUCAAGCAUAUUCUUUAGAAUCUUGACUUCUUUAGAAUCUUGACUCCCUAACCAUGUCCCUUGGGAACUGUACACUCCUACGUGAUAAGGUUGUGUGCCUUGAAACUGCUGGAAAUCUAGAAGCCAAUUGCAAUUUGUACUUUUUUCCCAAUAAACUUUUGGUUUGUCAUGAUUGUAUAAUCUAUUUUAUCUUGUGUUUGGGAAGAAUAAGACAACACUUAACCAGCCCCCAAGGAAAUGGUGAGUCUUGACUGCUCAACCAUCAGUGAUCCUAUCUGCAAUAAGGGUCUCAGGAAACAAAACUUUUGUUAACCUCAGGGUUAUUCAUUUAGUGCUUAUUACAAUGUGACAGGUAUGGAUGGCAGAACAAAAACUUCUAGCUUCACAGCAAAAAGAAAAAGAACUUGAACUUCAAUAUAACAAGGAGCAAGAAAGAUUUAAAAACAGGUAUAGUGGAUAUUAAUAUCAACUUUGUAUCUCCCUUUCCAGGCUUGCAUUUUUGCAGGUAGCCAAUAUGCGUGCAUACUGGAUUGUAAGCAUGCUUGCUUGUUUCUCUAAGAAAAACUGUAGGGGGCCCAAAGCUCUGAAUACAGUGUGCUCAGCAUAAAGUUUGUUCCAAAAAUAAGGUUUCCUUCUCUACCCAAAGACAAGGGUAAGUCGCCUGUUACUUGCCUACUUUUAUAUGUCAUAGCUGUGAGGUUUUUAUUCUGAGAUAGCCAGUGUGGCAGGGCAGUCCACAGCCCUUCCAUAGUACUGACAGAAUUUCUCUUUUAUCAGGGUAGCCAUCAGCAAUGAUGAAAGGAUUAAGUCUGGCUUGGAUUUCUUGUAUGAUGCCCCACCUGGUUUCAACAAAGGUUUAUUUUUUGCACUUGUAAAUAAAUUUAUAAGGAGAGGUGAAAAAUGGACCGUUUGGAGAAGAAACCUCUUGUAGCAGGGUGGAGAAUCAAAAACAAACUCAACAAAAGUACCUCAUUUCCUUUCAAUAAGCACCCACUCCCAUGCUCUAAUAGGUACCCUCCUCCAAACAAGCCCCCAGCCCCCAGGCCAUAAUAUCAAAUAAGCACCCCCCUCUUAGAAGUGCCCCCAACCCUCCCCCUCACUUUCUGAAAUGGUGGGGAUACAAGGAAAACCAGCUUCUAUUACCACUUUAUGUUCAAAUUUUUGGGCUUUGACUACACUGGAGUAAAGCAGAAUCAGUAAAGGCAAAUAGUUUCUUUUCUGUUAAGUCACUUCCCUGCACUUGCAUAGUUCCUGUCUGUGCAUUAUCUCUUCUUUUAAUUUUUACCUUAUUGCAGCCCUCUUGGUAUAAGAUGCCGUAAAUUUGCCAGGAACACCUUGACCGUUCUCUAGUUUGUUUAAAGGAAAAAAAAAUAAACGCCCCCUCGAUUCAGUGCCCUUCUUCGGAUAAGUACCCAUUCUUUUAGUUGAAAUUUGAAAAUAAGUGCUCUGGCACUUAUUGGAGGAAACGUGGUAUAGUGUCAUCUCUAAUGUAACUAUAAUAUAACUGACCUUUUAUUACUUUUCUUCUUUCUUUUACAUAUACCUGUAAUUCAAAUUUUGUGUCCUUUGGAUAUAUCAGAUAAAAAGGUAAAAUUACAUUUCACUUACAAUUCCUUUGUAAGGGGUAAUUUUGUUAUUUGGAGGUGGGGGGCCCAUAUGGAGUAUGUUUCUGGGUGUAAAUGGCAAAUUUCUGUGUCAUUUAGGGUAUUCAGGACAAAAUUCCAAUAAUGUUCCCAUAUACAGGUUUGAAAGAAGGAAGCUUGAAUUUUGAUAUUAGUGUUUAAAGGGUUAACCCCCAAGAGAUGCCAUUCUUAAACAACUGUCACAUUAUUGCAAUAAAGAAGUUAUUGAAUGCUCUCCUUUGUUUUCCUUUUACAUUUCCAUGGACCAAGUGGGGGGGAAGUUGUUGAAGUUUCAACCAGAUUCAUCUUGAGUGAUCAUUUCCUUAAUUCUUGUCAUCAAUCCAUUUUAUUAAGCAUUGAUAUCACAAGGAGAAUUUUAAUGUUGAUCACUCUCUGGGCUUAAAGGGUUAUAGUAAUGCUUGAGCCAAGCCCAUAUUGUUCUCAUUUAGGAGUGUAAUAUUGGAGUCAACUCGCUCAUGAGUAAUUACCAUUUAUUUGAAAUGUUCAUUUUUUAUCAGCCACCAGAGCAGGAAGAAGGUGAAGUGAAGUUUGAAUGGCAGAGAGGAGCUCCAAGAGAGGCGUAUGUAACCACAUAUGGCUUUAAAAUAUGUACCAGCUAGUACCUUAGUACUCUUCAUUGAAAAAUCACAGCACAAGUUUCAAAGGAAAAACUUUCUAGGAAAAAACUGGACUCAUAUGUCAACCAAAUAUAAGAGAAAAUUUUGAGCUUUACUACAUGUAUGAAGUUAUUACAAAACCUUUAAGUUCAUCAAAACCUGAGUGAUACUUCCAGAGAAGUUUGCCAUUGUAAAAAUAAAAUGUAACAGCUCUCUUAAAGCACUUGUCUCAAUUUCUUAAAUUAACUCUCUUUUGAUUGCCAAUCCAAAGUUAAGCUUGUUUUUGAGUUGUACACUACCAGGUGUUUCAGCUGUAUAUCUUUUGUUAGCAGCAUCACAUACAAAGGUCACUCAUAAACCCAUGCAGAAAUUGUUUUAAAAAUGUAUCAAAUUAUUGUAAGUUGUAGCCUGUGAUCAAGAUUUCCAUUUCAAAAAGCAAGUGAAGCAAAUGCAAGAGAAGAUGAAAGUGAGAGGCAAAGCCCUGAGGGAAAAGGAAAGAAGAGCUACUCUUUCUUUCCCUGCCCGUCACCUACUACCACUGGUUUCCCCGCCAAAUGGCGUCUGAGAAACAAGCGCAGAAAUUCCAUACUGAUAACGCAUCACUACCCAGAUCUGGGUAGUGCUUCUGAUUGGUCACGCCGCAUGGGAAAUUUGAUUCAACCAAUCAGAAGCACUACCCAGGUUUGGGUAGUGACGUCAUCAGUAUGGAAUUUCUGUGCUCGUUUCUCAGACGCCAUUUGGCAGGGAAACCAGUGGUGGCUUUGCCAAAUGUUGGCUGUUUUCUCAGGCUACCCAUCACCCUCACAUCUUUUUUUGUGUGCUUCUGGCAUGUGGCUUCUCAUGAUAUCCACCAAACAGAUAGUUUGCCAGCAGGCCACAAGCAUUGCAGUACUUAUUCAGUUAAAUGUGGUAAUAGGAAAAGUAUGCCCGUUUGCAUUAAACUUGAAUAUUUUGCUUAUACCCCUCAAAAAUAUUGCAUUACAGAUAUGCCAAGAGCUUAGGGAUUGAGGCACGGGAUCAGCCAUUUGGAAUUGCUGUAUGUUCUCUUUUAUAAUUUUCUGCUCUGUUAAUUAGAUAUUUAUUUGAUUAAGCGGCCUGGACACUUAUUAAAUGUUUGGACCAUUGAGAGUGGGUUCUUAUUCGAAGUGGGUACUUAUUUGAGGCUGGGUGCUUAUUAAAUUUUCACAAUUUUCAGCAGUAGGAAUUUUAUUUUGCAACGAAACGUGAAGAUGUUCCAAAGCAGAAUUUUAACUGUUUAUUGAAAGUUUCUCUAAAAUACUUAGAAAAUUCAGUCUCUAUGAAAUUCUCUUAGUAGAACCUGGUCAAUUUCAGUCUCAUUUUCAGUAAGGUCAGUUUUUUCAGUAGGGGUUGUACAGGGAUGGGUGCUUAUUCAAGGUGUGUCCUUAUUUGACGCUGGGCACUUGUUUUUUCCUGCCUAUAGGAUGGGCGCUUAUUCGAGGUUGGGGGUUUAAUCGAAUAAAUACGGUAACUGUUUCGCGUUUUCCUGAAAAGCGGAAAAACAUUAGUUAUGUUUUUCUAUGUUUUCAUUUUCAUUAUUUUGUGACUUUGCCCUUCCUUUUUCAGGUUCGUAAUGUUAAAUGCAUUAAAUGUGGAAAAUGGGGCCACAUUAACACGGAUAAAGAGGUAACUAUUUUGAGAACUUAUGUAAGGCAUGUCUACGAUCAAAAGUUCAUUUGGGGUCAGAGGGACCAAAACUUGAUCAAUGCCAGUCUUUUCAAUUUCUCUGUUAUGUACACACGUGAGGACACAAUCAUAUGCCGCACCUUUAAUGUUGUUUUUCUUUUUGCUUUCUUCAGUGUCCGUUGUUCAACAAGAGCAAAAACGCCAACGUUGACCCGAGUCUUAUCACAGGUAUAAGAUCUUACAUCUUUCUACCAUUUCAGUCAAACUUCUCUAGUUGGGUUUGUUUGCAUAAAUUGUUGUCACAUAUGGUGUUAAAAUCUAAAAUGUCAGCCAGUAGAGUUAUAACAGCAUACUUAGAAUAUAUUUUAACCAGAAACAUUACAAACGUAUGACAGGAAGUAAUUAUUCCGCCUUUUCGCUCAAAAGACGUUUUCUUUAAGCCAAUGAUCAGGCGAAAAAAAUAAGGAAAGUGACCUAACGCGUUGGCGAAAUGACUUAAAACGUUGGCGAACAGGACGCUGUCGAAACUACUCGUGGGCAAAACGUCUUUUAAUCCUCAGUAAUGCAAUGUUGCCGUUUGAUUGUAGACAUCGCAGAUCCAAUGAGACUUCUAAAGGACAUGCAAACUGAAGGACUUACCUUAAAACAGAAUGUAUUAGGACGGGUGUUUGAUCCAAGCGACCCCAAUCAGGUAGGUAUCCUCUGCCAACUCGCCACCAAACCAUCUCGCCACCCAGAAAUAUAUAUCUUAAUACUUAUCGAAAGGUCAAGUCUCUAAAAAGAAUUCUUUCACUUUAAAUUUACAAUGAAAUUUAAGGAAGUAAGGUUCAAGUGACAAUAAUAUAUUAACCAACUUUCAUAAGAAAGGCUGUUGGAUUUUAAACAAAUCGCACAUCUCGAGCGAUGGAAAUAAGCCGUAUGUAUUAAAAAAGUCGCAAUUAUUCACCAAAAAUAAAACUAAAGAUGAGAAGUUUGAUGCAAGGUGUUAAAUAAAAUCGAAAAACGCAUAUUUGGGCUUGAGGAAGAGGUAACAAUCACAGGUAAGUAAACAGUGUCAAUUAUUGCAGAGUUAUUAUGUGGUGGCGAGAUGGUUUGGUGGCGAGGUGACCGUAAACCAUCAGGUUUAAAGCGACCCUCCUUGCUGGCAGAGUUUUCUUGGUAACAAACGGUUUCGCUACUUGUUGAACUCGCUACGUCCUAUUUCGCAACACGUUCGCUACACAUUACUUUCAAUAAACCAUUGAAAAUAUCCCUGCACUAGAUUUUUUUAACCCAAUAGAAGCGUAUUAACUUCAAAGCCAAAAUAACGAGGUGUAGCACCCUUUAAAUUUCACUUUGGCCGCGCUAAUCAUGGGCCGAAGCUAACUGUUGAAUUACGUGCCGCUGAAAAAACCUCCUUAAAGGCAGUUUGGUUUUACGGUUCUAUUUUUGAUACGGCAGGCAGGUGCGGCCACUUUAUCGACGCUAAAACGGCAGCCUUUGUACAUGAGUGGCGCGCCUUCGUAACCUGACCUCAAGUGCAAGUUUUUUCCUUUUCAGCUUCUUCAGUUGCCGUAAUUUUGCGGGUUUUUUGUAGUUUUAGAAAAAAAAAAGGAAUGUUUUUUUUGUUGAGACCACUUGGUUGCCUCCUUUUAGAAAUUUGAACAAAAUACACUGACUGCAUCUUCCUAUUUGAAGAUUUCGUAAGAGUUUACCAACUUUUUAUGCUUACCCUGUCGGUAAAUAUGCGUAAUCAUGUUUCAAUAUUUGACUUUUGUUUGCAGCAAAUUGUAGCAUCUGAAGAUGAAGGCGAAGACGAUGCAGAAGCUGCUUUCCUGGCCUCACUUACAGACAAACAAAAGAGGAAAUUACUUAGGUAACUGUUGUUGUUUUAUUUUUACUUUAUAAUUCCGUUUAUUUUUGUCGCUCUUCGCAGAAAUUCGUCAACGGUUUGUAUUUGCUUCUUUUUUCUUUUGCAUCGCAGGAAACUAGAUCGACUUGAACGAGAAGAAAUGGACGCGCAGAGAGGCCACAAGAAACAGAAGAAGAAAAAACGAAAAAGAAGCAGAAGUUCUUCAUCAGAAGACGGCGAAAAAGUGGUCAAGAAACACACCAAGUCAAAACACCACAGAAGAAGCGAUUCGUCGGAUUCGGAAGAGAGGAAAAGCAAGAAAAAAGGAAAGGAAAAGAAAAACGAAAAGAGUAGAAAAUUGAGGGAUUCAGAUCAAAGUGACUCUGAGAGUGACAAGGUGUAUAAAGAAGAAGAACGUGGACAUUCUAGAGACUCAAAAAAGAUGUACAAACAUAGCGAAACCUAUGGACAUUCGAGUAAAAAAGACGGAGAUACUAGGCAAUCGAGACAUGCCAAGGAACACAGAAACGUAGGGAAAGGUAGACAUUACGGAGAAACGCGCAGUCAUUCUACGAACAGAGAUAAAGAAAGGCAUUUGUGCGAGGGCAGUGAAAAGGAAGCUACGGACUACAAGAAACACAGAGGCAGUGAGAAAGACAGGCAUAGAGCACAAACAUACAGGAGAUAA
Molecule: messenger RNA, 6908 nt
Organism: Porites lobata
Lineage: Eukaryota; Metazoa; Cnidaria; Anthozoa; Scleractinia; Poritidae
Source: the annotation of a GenBank genome assembly